Messenger RNA from Kogia breviceps (pygmy sperm whale), 1883 nucleotides. The record is from RefSeq and is a predicted model, not a curated record. Lineage: Eukaryota; Metazoa; Chordata; Mammalia; Artiodactyla; Physeteridae.
AUGAUCUGUAGUUACAGCUGCUUCCUGUGGGAGAAACGCUUCCACUACCACCCACCUCACAGCCCUGAGAACAGAAUGGGGAACGAGCCCCCGCACCCGGAGGGGCAGGUGGGCCCCGGCGGCCUCGAGGCGCGGAGACCGGGGCGAGCGGGCGGGCCUCCGCCGGGCCCCGUCCGAGACCCCGGGAGCCGAGGGCCGGGGUCACAGCGAGGCUGCGCCGGGGCCCGUCCUGAGGCCCGGGGGCGAGCGGCGCGCGGCGCGCGGACGGGCUCGGCGCCUGCGGGGCUGCGCGCUCGGCCGGCCGGCAGGGGGCGCGCGGAGCCUGCGUUCCGGGGGACGGCCGCCCGCGGGGGCCACGCGCCCGGAGCUGCAGGGGCGGGCGCGGGGCGGCGGCUGGGUGAGGACGCAGGCCGGCGUCAGAGCUGCGGCCCGCGAAGGGAGCCCGGCCUGAGGGCAGCGGAGGGCACUUGGGGGCCACCCCACCCCGGGCAGCGCCCGCCGGCUCUCGGCUCAGUCCGGCUCAUUCUUCCCGGCCGCCGCCUCGUGCUCCGGAGCUGGGGACCCGGGGGCGGGCAGGAGAGGCCUCGCUCGCCCAGGACCUGCUCGGGGACCCUACGCGCGCUGGUGAUCGAUCGUCGAGUCCCUAUCACAGGCCUCCUUGUGGUGAGGAAACAGCUGGGGACUAAGGAAAACUCGAGAUCCCAGCAGGGCAGAUUCGUCCUCCACCCCAGGGCCGUGUCUCUGCCUGCAGCCUGUGCCUGGAUUCCAUUUCCAGGCCGACUGCAGCUUGGAAUCAGCUGCGUCCAGUUGGAGCUGAGCUGGUUGGGGCCGGAUGGGACCACCGAUUCCCGAGCCUGGACUGCGCGAGGGCCCGCCCAGCGCCCUUUAGACCGUGCAGCGGCCUGUAGCCCAGCUACGCCUGCGCAGAAGGAGUCCCGCACCUUUCUCCAAUCGACAACUUUCCCGGCGCUCCCCACGCCCCAGGCAGCCCUGCUUCUUUAUUCGUUAUCGCGUAAAUACCCCGAGCCCCUUCACUUCCGGGACGCUAGAGCUGAGGUUUGCCCUCCCAUCUCCUGGCUUGGCCGCCUCGCCAACAGAACCGGGCGUCUCGGCGUUUGGCUUGCUGUGCACCAGCCAAGAGGAGCCUGGUUGGGUACCAACUGCACAGGGACACUGCAGCUCGGGACCGCUGACUCUGCUGCCGCCGCCUCUACCACUUUGCGGUUUGGAAACACCAGGUAACGUUGGCUUUAGGCAGAUUUUUCUCAUUUGGGGCUUCUCCGUGAAUGACACGCCUUGACCGGGUCUUGGGGCGUUCGGGGGGGGGCCCUGCAGCCCUCCCCUCACAGGGGCUGUUCCCUCCGCCGGGGCUCCCUGCUCCGAGCUGUUCACUGACACUUGAAGUGCAUGGUCCCUGCGGUUUCUGUGGCUCUUCUCUCGGGACAAGCAGUGUUCUUACAGGCGCUUCUUCUCAGGGAGUCUAACCAGGGCUGUUCACUGAGCGGUUGACUAGCGUCUGUAAAUGUGUCCGUCUGUGCCGAAAUCUGGUGAUGUAACUGUCUUCAGCAUUAGCGAGUAUAUGCCCCCUCUUCCAUGCUUCGUUUUAAGGUAUUAUUCCGAAGAGCUGCUGUUGUUUCCUGCGCUUCACUGAUCCCAGAGCAACGGUGUUGCUAGUUCUCCUGGGCUGUUGAAAUGAGCUUUACCAGCUGUGAAAAAGAGCUGUGAAUUGUGCCAUCUUGUCACCGGUUCUUAAACUCUGAUACUGUUGUAUCCACACUCAGAAAAUAACUUUGUUUCUUAUUAUAUACAGGCAGUGGCUUUCAAACGUUCAAGCGUUUUUCUGGGGAAAAUAGAUUGUGUGUGUGUGUGUGUGUGUGUGUGUG